This is a messenger RNA of Zophobas morio, 977 nucleotides long. RefSeq names its product brachyurin-like. The transcript is spliced from 6 exons. The record is from RefSeq and is a predicted model, not a curated record. Gene Ontology annotation, biological process: proteolysis. Gene Ontology annotation, molecular function: serine-type endopeptidase activity. NCBI's taxonomy places the organism in Eukaryota, Metazoa, Arthropoda, Insecta, Coleoptera, Tenebrionidae. Bases 45 to 821 code for a protein of 258 amino acids.
CAACGCUUAGACAAAAAAAAUUAGUCCAACGACAAACAUAAACAAUGUCCAAAUUUUCUAUAUUGUGUUUAAUUAUUGCAUUGUUUUACAGUAAAGCUGUAACUUCCGAAAAACGGAUCGUUGGAGGACAAGCUGCUAGAGCUGGACAAUUUCCUUUUGCUGCUGGUAUUCACGUUACAACUGAUGAUGGUCGGUUCUUUUGUGGAGGAGUUUUAUAUAACAAUCAGUGGAUAAUUACAGCUGGUCAAUGUGUAUACAAUGCAGUCCUGUUUUCAAUUCAGUUGGGAUCUAAUUAUUUGACAGCCGAUGAUCCAAACCGUCUAGUUCUUGCCACAUCUUCGUACCUACUCCAUACGGACUUCAACCCAGAAACUCUUGAAAAUGAUGUUGGUCUUAUUCGUUUUCGAAUACCAAUUGAAUUUACUGACUACAUUCAACCAAUUUUUUAUCUACCUGCCAAUGAUAUGAAGCCUGACUAUGGGUUACUGGCUACAGGAUGGGGACAAAUUAGUGACGAUGAUGCUGAACUAACCGAUGAAUUAAAGUGGGUCACUAUAACUAGUUUAACCAAUGAUGAAUGCAAAAUAACAUACGGAGAUCAAAUUAAAGAUUAUAUGCUUUGUGCUGCUGGAAAUUACAACGAAGGACUCUGUAUUGGAGAUAUAGGUAGUCCUUUGGUAGAACUGAUAAAAUAUGGUAAUGGCUGUUUGGCUGGAAUAGCUAGUUUCUUUAGUGGCAAUGGAUGCGAAAGCACUGAUCCUUCAGGGUUUACAAGAAUUUAUCCUUACGUUGCUUGGAUCAGGAAUGUAACAAGCGAGUGAACAGUUCAACGUACGUAGUUCAUUAUGAAUGAACUACCUCCUCAAAUCUUUGUACGUACAUGUCUAUUUUCAAUAGUAAAAUAUCCUUAGUCCAAAUUAACAUCAGUGUAAAAAUUAGAAUGCAAUUGCUAAUAAAAUGUUCACCCCAAACAACAA